GGCACGAAGUUCGCUCCUCGGCCGCAGCUGCCUUCAAGCGUCUCCGCCCGCAUCCCGCGCUCAGCAUCCCGCGCCCAGCAUCCCGCACCCAACAUCCCAGCACCAUGUCCGGAGGGAAGGUCCAGAUGCCGGUGGCCGUUUUCGUGCUGUCGAUGCUGCUGAGCCUUAGUUCAGACGCUGUCCGCGUAAACAAGCGCCCGGUGCGGACUCGAACCUGUGCCGAUCGUCCCGAGGAGCUUUUGGAACAGUUGUACGGGCGGCUGGCUGCAGGCAUGCUCAGCGCCUUCCACCACACCCUGCAGUUGGAACCGCUGGACAAGGAGCGCAACGUGAGCUGCCCGGCAGGGGGCAGGCCCGUCCAGGACAAGAAAUACCGACUCCCCAUCAACCUGCACAGCGUCUCCCCAUGGGCCUACAGGAUCUCCUAUGAUCCCACAAGGUAUCCAAAGUACAUGCCCGAAGCAUAUUGUCUGUGCAAGGGCUGUCUUACAGGACUAUAUGGAGAGGAAAACUUUAAUUUCCGCAGUACCCCUGUAUAUAUGCCCACAGUCAUUCUGCGCCGCACCUCAGCUUGUGCUGGGGGGCGCUAUGUUUACACAGAAGAUUAUGUGACCAUUCCAGUUGGGUGCACAUGUGUUCCAGAACCAGAGAAGGAGUCAGAGAGCCUGAACUCCAGCAUCGACAAGCAGGGAAUGAAACUAUUGAUGAACCCGAACGACAAACCCACAACGAACUGAACUUGAGGAGGACUCAUCAGCUUCCCUCUUGACUUUGUUAUCCCUGCACAGAAUCAGGAAAUUAAAAGCAAAUGAAAAUCCAGUUCCUUCUGAAAGGCUUCCAUUGCGUGGUAAAACUGGAAGGAUUUCAUCAGGAUAUCAGGAGAUAAAGUUGAGCCAUGAAACAACAAACUGAACUGGGAAAGGUCUUUUUUAAAAUAUAGACUAGUCUACAAUUAAUGUCAAUGUUGCGACUCUUCUCUUUUCUGGACAAAAUUAGUGCUUGGUUUGAACUGCAUUAGAUACUAGGAUGAACCCAUGAAUCAUAUUCAUCUACUAUUUUCAACUGCACAGUCUGGUAUAAAACUGUGUAAUGGGCAUGCCCCGAGGAUUUAAUUUCUCACAAUACUUGGGGACAAGCAUUGCUCUUGGAAAGAAAUUCUCUGGACUACAUUUCCUAGAAGGUUGUCCAUCUGACUGCACAGUAUGGUGACAACACCAGUCAAAGGGUUCUCUUUAUUGGAGCAUUCUUUUCAAAGUGGGAGGUCUAAAAAAACCAAAUUGCCAGAAAUUUGGGGCAAUGAUUGAAAUGGUAAAAUGGUGAGAUGUUAAGCUUUGUAGCAAGGAGAGGGAAGAGACCGCUGGGAGCCCAGCAAGGUCAGGUUGGUGAUUCCUCUGAGCAGUGAGCAGAAACACACAUUUGGAGAUGGACUAGCCACUAGCAUAAAGGCUGCCAGAGUUGGGAAGGAGCAGGGAUGGAAAAGAUUCCAGGCGGAGCCAGGCUGAAGCCAUUUGGGCCUCCCCAAGAAGUAAGCUUAUCAUCUUCCUGGACACUGAGGCCCGAGACAAAGACCCAUUGACAGUUUCCUCACCCUGAGGGUCAGU
Messenger RNA from Trichosurus vulpecula (common brushtail), 1601 nucleotides. RefSeq names its product interleukin 17D (gene IL17D). The transcript is spliced from 3 exons. The record is from RefSeq and is a predicted model, not a curated record. Gene Ontology annotation, biological process: inflammatory response. Gene Ontology annotation, cellular component: extracellular region. Gene Ontology annotation, molecular function: cytokine activity. The coding region runs from base 105 to 737 and encodes 210 amino acids. NCBI's taxonomy places the organism in Eukaryota, Metazoa, Chordata, Mammalia, Diprotodontia, Phalangeridae.